AUGUCUGUUGUUUUGGUGCAGGGAUGUCGUACGAAACUUCCCAGUGCGUUUUGCCAGGAGCCUGAUUCUGAAUACACUGUGUUUCAGGCUGCUUGGAGCCUAAAAGCACGAGCUUUAACAGAAAUGGUGUAUGUGGAUGAAAUCGAUGUGGAUCAGGAAGGAAUUGCAGAGAUGAUGCUUGAUGAAAAUGCUAUUGCUCAAGUUGCACGACCAGGAACAUCUUUGAAACUCCCGGGAACUAGCCAAGGUGGAGGUCCCAGCCCAGCUGUUAGGCCAGUAACUCAGUCAGGAAGACCUAUUACAGGAUUUGUGAGACCCAGCACGCAAAGUGGACGGCCAGGUACUAUGGAACAGGCUAUAAAAACACCUCGAACAGCUCACACGGCUCGUCCAAUUACUAGCGCUUCUGGGAGAUACGUCAGGCUAGGAACGGCCUCAAUGCUAACAAAUCCGGAUGGCCCUUUCAUAAAUACGUCUCGACUGAAUUUAGCAAAAUAUGCUCAGAAACCCAAACUGGCAAAGGCAUUAUUCGAAUAUAUUUUUCACCAUGAAAAUGAUGUAAAAAAUGCUCUAGAUUUGGCAGCCCUUGCCACUGAGCAUGCACAGUUCAAAGACUGGUGGUGGAAAGUCCAAAUUGGGAAGUGCUAUUAUAGGUUAGGAUUAUAUCGAGAGGCUGAAAAACAAUUUAAGUCAGCUCUCAAGCAACAGGACAUGAUUGAUACAAUCUUGUAUUUGGCAAAAGUGUAUUUGCGCUUGGAUCAGCCUGUAACAGCGUUGAACCUUUUCAAGCAAGGGUUAGAUCGAUUUCCUGGAGAAGUGGCUCUUCUUUGUGGAAUUGCCAGGAUCUAUGAGGAAAUGAACAAUAUCUCCUCAGCUGCAGAGUACUACAAAGAGGUCUUAAAACAAGACAAUACUCACGUGGAAGCCAUUGCAUGCAUUGGCAGUAACCAUUUUUAUUCAGACCAGCCCGAGAUAGCUCUGCGGUUUUAUAGACGACUCCUGCAGAUGGGUGUUUACAACUGCCAGCUUUUUAACAAUCUUGGCCUCUGUUGCUUCUAUGCCCAGCAAUAUGAUAUGACCCUAACUUCAUUUGAACGUGCACUUUCUUUGGCUGAAAAUGAGGAAGAGACAGCAGAUGUGUGGUACAACUUGGGACAUGUGGCAGUGGGGAUAGGAGAUCUGAAUCUGGCUUACCAGUGUUUCAUGCUGACGAUAGUUAACAAUAACGACCAUGCCGAGGCUUACAACAACUUGGCUGUGCUGGAAAUGCGAAAAGGUCACGUUGAGCAGGCAAGAGCUUUGCUGCAGACUGCUUCAUCUUUAGCACCUCAUAUGUAUGAGCCCCAUUUUAAUUUUGCAACACUCUCAGAGAAGGUUGGAGAUCUUCAGAGGAGUUACGUAGCUGCUCAGAAGUCAGAGGAAGCAUUUCCAGGCCACGUUGAUACACAACAGCUCCUCAAACAGUUAAAAGAGCACUUUGCUAUGCUCUGAUGACAUAUUUGUUACUGUGGAAAAACAGUUCAAGAUUAGCCAGAACUUAUGUCCAGCACAUUUUUAAAAAAUAAUAGUUCAGAGUAAACAGAUAUACUGUACUACUUCUGUCCCUGUGGCAAAACCCAUGCUCCCUUGAGUAGCAGGAAAAGUUUAAGAAUCCUCAUUAGUUUGUGUCAUUUUAAGACAUACCACUUCUUGAAAUGCAGCCAGAACACGUGUAGCUACUACAUACAAGAGCGAAUGUAAGAGUGGCAGGAUACUUCCCCUGGGACAGCUUUGAAAUAGUUGUCUGGUAUAAUAGCAAGUAAUUCCCCAUUUAACAUUCAUUAACUUUUUAAAGAAUUUGUUCUGACUUUUCUGCAGAAAAAAGUGUUUUUAAAUAUUCCUGUAUGGUAGUCUGUCAAGCAGCAUGGAGUAAGAAUACUUAAUAACUGGUCUUCAAACUUGGCUUUUGAUAUUGAGUAGUUUCUUACUGAACAUUAAGUUUUAAAACUGACAUACUUAAAAUGCAUUUAAAAUACACGUACAAAGCAGAAGUUCAUCUAUUACUUGUUGUACCACAGAAAUAAAAUAAAUUCCAA
Struthio camelus australis is the source of this 2075-nucleotide messenger RNA. The record is from RefSeq and is a predicted model, not a curated record. NCBI's taxonomy places the organism in Eukaryota, Metazoa, Chordata, Aves, Struthioniformes, Struthionidae.